Messenger RNA from Salvelinus fontinalis (brook trout), 3480 nucleotides. RefSeq names its product TRAF3 interacting protein 2a (gene traf3ip2a). The record is from RefSeq and is a predicted model, not a curated record. The coding region runs from base 1371 to 2753 and encodes 460 amino acids. Gene Ontology annotation, biological process: positive regulation of canonical NF-kappaB signal transduction; humoral immune response. Lineage: Eukaryota; Metazoa; Chordata; Actinopteri; Salmoniformes; Salmonidae. The transcript has 12 exons.
CUUCAUGACCACACUGCUCCACGGUGAAACAGAAGGGAUUUAAAGAAGACACACCUUUGACACUAUUGGUCAGGAGUCUCUCCAGCACCUUAGCUGUAUGAUGACGGGAGGGCCAGCAGGCACCUAAGGAGGUGCUAAAUGACUGCUACAAGAACAGAGAGCAGGCCUGCAGCUGGGAUGAGGCACCAGUGCUAGCUAGUUACAGAGGAACUCUACGGUCAGACCGACACACACACACAGCCUGCAGCUCAUACGAUCACCUCACAGCUCGUCUAGCACAUCGUCAACUCCAUUGGUAAAGUUUGCAAAGGGACAGCUCAGCAAUGGCAGUCACAUGUUGGCUGAUAAACUGCAGGGCGUUUGUUAUCAGGUGAGAGUCACUGCACAAGCUCUGUAAUAGAAAAAAAGGGUUACGUUAACUUUGAGUUCAACAGUAAUCUUAAGUUGUAUUUUCUGUGAAGACCACAGGAGGGAGUCUUUUCCAUCACUGUGUGUGGGAAAGCACACUACUGAGCCCUAUCAGCCAGCAGCUGCCAAGAUUGGUGACUUCAUUGAUGAAUCAUGGUAACUUGUUGGAAUUCAUCUCCCUGGAUACGUCACAAUAACAAUAUGUCAAUCAAUAUUGUUAGAAGGAUAUUACAAGAUUCUUAUUUAAGAAUAUGAGAUAUGUUGAUUUCCAUGACCUGGCUCUCACAGAUCAACGUAAACCCACCAGAGGUCUGUCUACCUGUGCUUCAGGUGAUGUGACACCUGUAGAUGAGCCCUCCUUUCUAUAUGUAGAUCUGGCUUCCCAGACAGAAAGAGAGAGCAGGGAAGCUUUAUUUGACCUGCAGCUGGCUCACUUGGUCCUCAUCAUCACCUAAUACUUCUGGACUGGACUGGACUGGACUGCCAACACAGUGGAUCUCUACUACACCAGCAGGCUUGCCCCUCUGUCUAACCCUAAUGGGUUUAUUGCAAGGAUUACCAUCUCUACUAUUGCCUGGUACUAAGGAUUAGGACUGAAACAUGGAGGGGGCCAGUGUCUUCAUCACUGUUCAGAAGGUCUACUACCCUCUGCUGUGCAUUCUGGGGAUUCCAGUUCUACAUGAUCUGCUUCCGUAACUGUGGGAUGUCUGAUACGGCCAUCAUCUACCUGAGCUGCCUGGGCCAUCAUUGGACACCUUCUACCUGGUGUCAAGAUUACCAGGCUGACCUGCGUGGGGCUAUCAUCCUGGUCUCCCACCUGGCCUCCGUGCCCAUUGGCUAGAUCAACGUGAUGACGCUGAAGAAUUUCACCAUAGAGGGGAAGAAUGUGACUCGUCCCCGGUGUCACUACAGGAACCAUAUCUAGUCUACCGUCCUGGUGUGGGUUACUACGUGUCAGAAGAAUGGACUCUUUCACAGAUUCCCGUCGUCACAGAAGUAUUCCGGUGGAGACAGAUGAGUCAAUGACAUCAUCAACGCUGAACCUAGCAUUGCCCUUGGACUGUGGGCAGUGCUCAGAACACAGAAAGAGGCCAAAGGAAGAGGCCUGGUUCGCCCCUGAGGUAACCGUCAAUGACGUAGGCCAGGUGGAAUACCCCAAGGACUCCUGGAGAACCCCUAUGGAAGACCCUCUGGGUAACCUUCGACCCCAGCCCAGAGCUCCCUACCUGCAUCAGAAAGACAUGUCCCCACACACCCCUGACCCUGUCGACCUCAGGUUACACCCCUACAGAGAGAGGGCUCAGUGGACUGAGGAUGAGGACUUCUCUUUCUCUGGGAUUCUCCGGCGGGGAGCUGAGGGCUUCCCUGGUCCACCCAGCUGUCCUCGACCUCAGGACUGUUCCCUUAAAGGAGGAGAACACUUGGAGGCCCCUCUUCCUCUCAGGUCUGACUUAAAUGACAUCCACUGUGUCCCUCCGAAAUACCCAGCACACAUGCCUCCUCAAUGCCCUGAUCCUGUGCACGGCAGGUGUCCGAGACUGUACACAUGUCAGAAACCCGUAAAUCAAACCCGCCCCCUCUAUAAUCGUCAUCAUUAUAACCAUCUUCACCCUACGGAACCUCAGCGGGAGCUUCAGCAAGACCCACCAUCCUGGACUCCCACGGCUCAAAACAGACUACAUGGACAAGGAGCUCUAAAAGCCCCCAGUUUCAAUCUUCCUCAGAGUGGGGCCCCUCCCAGAGAGUUGAUGUCUGAGGUCAGUGUGGUGCCCUCUUACCCAGUGACCCCCGGCCAACCAGGUGGGGGAGGAACAGCUACACAGGAACUGAGGAAGACCAUCAGUUUACCUGAGGAGUGCAGGAAUGUUUUUAUUACGUAUUCUGUGGACACAGCCAGUGAGAUGUUUACCUUCGUGAAGUUUCUGAUAGAUCAGGGCUUUAAACCAGCUAUUGACAUGUUUGAUAAUGCAGUCAGGAGAAUGGACAUCAACAAGUGGAUGGACAGCUAUUUAAAGGAUAAGUCAGUGCUGAUCAUCGUGGUCAUCAGUCCUAAGUACAAGGCAGACGUGGAGGGAUACGGGGAGGAUGAGCAUGGUCUCCACACUAAGUACAUUCACACUCAGAUCCAGAAUGAGUUCAUCCAACAGCACUGCCUUAAUUUCCGACUGGUACCCGUAUUAUUUCCCAAUGCUACCAAGAGACAUGUCCCCGCCUGGCUCCAGAGUACCAGGAUCUACCGCUGGCCCCAGGAUACCCAAGACUUGGUUCUCCGUUUGCUAAGAGAGGAACGCUAUAUCGCCCCCUCUCUGGGGAAAGAGAUGACCCUCUCUAUACGGCCCCUCUGAGAACUGCUAAACUGAUAUAGACAGAUUGUUUCUCUGGUACAUAAUUGACUUGGAUGUUUCUAUGGCAAAUGAUUAUAGCCUUUUUUUGUACUCAACUGAAAUGGUGUGUGGGCGGAGGCGUGUAGCUUAGCACAAUUCUCAAAUAACCACAAGAUGGCAGUAUUUACUUUUUCACGUUUCAAGUCCUAAAAAUGUGCUUGCUUGACAUGUUAGGAGUUAAUAGUUACGCCUGACAUUGUGUGGUGACUGACUGUGUUCCUAAUAUUAUGUGAUCUGAAUAUAUAUUUUAAUGGGAAGUAAUAAUGGCCUGUUGACUGUGAGGUUGUUGAAUUUACAUGCCACACUUUUUUAUAUCGUAGCCUAUACUAUGUAGUUACUACUGUAUUACCCAGAAUAGCACUAAACCAUGAGCAAUAUAAAGGUCUCACACUUCUUUGGGUUAUAGCAGAUAAAUAGAACAGGAUGUAAAGGUGCUUUUAGGGGCCCCCUAUUCAUCCAUGAUUUAAGAUCCACAGAGGGGCCACAGGAAGAAUCUGUCACUAAAACAUCAAUCUUCUGCAACAGAGGGAGGGGCUGGGGUUCACACCUAUUUUGCUCUUUACACUUGUAUUUUAUCUGUGGUGGUUUCAUCUUCCUUUGAUUAGCCAAACAAAACUAUUUUCUGUCAAUAAUGGCAAUCAUACUCCCCUGUAAAUAACAAUAAAGUAUUAAAAUGGUUGGUACUGUA